AUCUCAUGCAAUUUCCUGUUUCAUUUCUGAAGAGCACUUUAUACCCUUUUUAGUUUCCAUCAUUGUACUGAAAAUUAGCUUUUCCUUUAAAUGCUUUGUUAGAAAUAAAAUUUAGUUUUAAAUGGAAUACGAGACGAGGAAUUACACAAGAAUUGUGCUCCAUGAACAAGCAAUUUAAGGGUUUCCUCGUGGGAUGGUGCGAUUUCUCCUACAUUCAAUCAAUUUGUUCUAGAUUUCUUAGUGUUUUGUAGGUUUUUAAAGGAGUGUCUUCUUCCAAAGUCCCUUGAAAAGAGUUGACGCAUUAUGGCUGGGAUGGAUGACGAUGUAUCUGCAUUUGAUGACUGGUUGCCUUCAAGUAUCAGCCCAAAAACACUUUUUUCAGACGAUUCAUCGCAAAAAACAAACGAUGGUUCUCUAUCAGAGCCAAGAAAGCCAGGAGUUGUUGUCAAUGAUAGUAACCAAGAUUGUGCGACUGGAAUCCAGGUUUCAGAAGAAUAUUCGACAGAAUUGAACACCUAUAAUGUGCCAAAAUCCAGCACUCGAGGUGCAUUGUCUAAGAGAAUUGCUGGAAGAGCUGGCUUUGGAAAUUUAACCCUUGAUACAUCACAGAUCAGGAAAACUAGCUUUGAUUCCCCAUCCACAAAUGAUCGCUCCCCUUUAAUUACCAUUCCUCCGGGUUUAAGUCCAACAAUGCUGCUCGAUUCGCCAAAUUUGGUUUCUAAUUCUCUGAUUGAGCCAUUUCGGUCUACUGACAAGAUGGACUGCAUGGUGUGUGAUAAUAUUGGAGCUGCUAUUAAUGGUGACAAUAUAGAUCAUGCCACUGAAGAUAUUGAUCCUCCAUUACCUUCCUUUAAGCUGCCUCUGUUGCCUUUUUCAUGUGCAGAAUCAACGGUACGUGCUGGAAAUAUCUAUAAAGGCUAUAUUUUCGCUUUGACAGGUCUUAUUACAGCUUCGUUUGGGACGACUUUUUUACUGCUUUUUAAAAUAGCUUUAUAGUAUAAAAAUUAAAUU
Molecule: messenger RNA, 1011 nt
Organism: Dendrobium catenatum
Lineage: Eukaryota; Viridiplantae; Streptophyta; Magnoliopsida; Asparagales; Orchidaceae
Product: probable WRKY transcription factor 2
Exons: 3
Coding region: 304-996 (230 amino acids)
Source: RefSeq, a predicted model, not a curated record